UCCACAUGGAAUGGCCUAAUCCCACCUCCACUAGCUGCUCCCCAAUGCUCGACCUGCCCCACGCAAACUGGGCUUCAAGUCCUACAUGAGACGGCUCGCAGAGCCAAUUGACUUCGAGGACGCUUUGGGCUUCCAACUAUAGUUUCAAUGUGUAUCUACUUUCCCUCCAAGCAGAAGAAGAAGGUCGGCCGAGUCGUCCGAAUGCCGACCUUUGGCCCGCGAAAGCACCCGCUGCAGGCGCUGCAGCACCUCGUCGACGUUGCGACCCUGGUGUCGCCUACGCAGGGUGGCUUCCACAAACCCGUCCCGGUCACGAAGCCCGCUAGCGACGAAGGGACCACGGUCGGCAGCGUCCACAGCAGCACCGACACCAGCGGGGUCGGAAACACCACCGCCGAAGGUGCAGGGGCGCAGAAGCUCCUGGUGCUGAGCCCCGCGAUAAGGGAGCACCUUCGGCGGGUGUACGAUACGCUGCGUGGAACGCGGGCAACCCUCCACCAGGAGGAGAUUGUCCGCUUCCUGAAGGGGACGCAGGGGGAGGUGACUGUGGCGCCGCUGGAUUGGGGUGAACUCACGUUCGAACAAUUCCUCGAGGUGUGGUCAUUCCAUUAUGGGUGGGACGCGGUGCGGCCGCUGAGAGAGGACGAGAAGGACCAGACGAGGCCCUUCAGCAACUAUUUCAUCAGCAGCAGCCACAACACGUACUUGUCGGGGAAUCAGCUGACCUCCACGAGCUCAGCCCAUGCUUAUCGGAAGGUCCUCAGCCGCAAUUGCCGAUGUAUCGAAAUCGACGUCUGGAAUGGCGAUGCCUCCCGGUCAGAGACGCCCGCGGGGUCAAGAUCCCCUAAUCCCGCUCACAAGACGAACCUAUCAACGUCGUCAUUACCGAGAUUUAGAAUCGAGCCGUCCAAGUCGAUCGAAGGAAAAUACGAAACAGUUCGGCAACUGUGGUCUGGGAAACAAACCCCUGGCCAUAGCAGGAGUCGCAGCUCAAACGAGCCGGCCCGGCCGUCAGUGCCUGGUAGGGAGAGCACACAGAGCCUGGACCCGAGGGACCUGAGCGAGAGAUCACAGCGGUCGAGGGCCUCGUCUAAAGGAUCAAGUACGAAGACUGAGCCGAUAGUUAUGCACGGACGGACAUUGACAUCCCCUGUUGGCUUUCGGGAAGUGUGCCGGGCAAUCCGGGAAAAUGCCUUCAAAACCAGCCCCUUACCUAUUAUUGUGAGCUUGGAAGUCCAUGCGGACAUGGACCAACAAGAAGUCAUGGUCGAGAUCAUGAAAGAAGAGUGGGCCGGCAUCCUCCUGGACCAGCCUUUGGAAGAAUGCGCACCUCACCAGCGCCAACCUCGACUAGAAGAGCUCCUGAACAAGAUCCUGAUCAAGGUCAAGAAGCCACCCGCUAAAGCUUCGCUGCCUACCGGAACCAACCUCGCCGUGCUCAUGCCCCCGCAUGAGGACGACCUAUCGGGGAGCGACGAUGAGCGAGAUCCUACCGCCAAGAAGCUGAAAGUGCCGAUUUGCAAGUCCCUGAGCGCACUCUCAGUCUACACGCACAGCGAGCACUUCCGGAGCUUCGAGAUCCCUGCGGCGAAGACGUUUAGCCACAUCUUCAGCAUCAGCGAGACCAGGAUCCUCGAGCUGUACACGACCAAGCAGCGCGAGAUGCUCGCGCACAACCGCAACUUCUUCAUGCGGGCCUUCCCCAACGGCAUCCGCGUCGACUCGAGCAACCCGGACCCGUCGCUGUUCUGGCGCAAGGGCGUCCAGAUGGUCGCCAUGAACUGGCAGAACUGGGACGAGGGCAUGAUGCUCAACGACGCCAUGUUCGCCGGCUCCCAGGGUUGGGUCCUCAAGCCGCCGGGCUACCGCAGCGGCGACCUCCGGUCGACGACGAGCCAGGCGGAUGCCGCCGUCGCCCACCGGACCCUCGAUCUGAAGAUCACCUUCUAUGCCGGCCAGCACAUCCCUCUGCCCGAGGCCAGGCAGAAGAGCGACACGAGCACGGGCGUGGCCGUCGGAGCCGGAUCCGGCAGCAAGCGGUUCCGCCCGUACGUCAAGGUCGAUCUAAUUGUCGAGAAGCCCGAGGAAAGGGCCGGGAAGCCGAUCGAAGGCGAGGCCAGGGCUCGUGACGGCCAGUAUAAGAUGAAGACCGAGACCGGCGAGACUGAGAAUCCGGAUUGGGGCAAGAAGGGGGACUGCCUGGAUUUCUCUGGGGUUCGAAUGACCGUGGAGGAGCUCAGCUUUGUCAGGUUCAAGAUCGAGGACGACUCAGCCUACUUCCGGGGCACGUCGGCCGCGUGGGCGUGCGUGCGCCUCGACCGGCUGCGCCCGGGAUACCGCUUCAUCGACCUGCUCGACGCCAGGGGCAAGCCCAGCGCGGGCAGGCUGCUCGUCAGGAUCGAGAAGGCGGUCAGAUGAUUAUGGGAAGCGGGGGUGGAGAGAGAGAGGGAGAGACGUGUCCUUCGAGAGAGACAGCGCUUGGUUUGUUGGGGGGCUAGCACGAGGAGGCUGAUGUGGCCCCCCAAUCCCUGCCUUGCCUUGC
Molecule: messenger RNA, 2542 nt
Organism: Phialemonium atrogriseum
Lineage: Eukaryota; Fungi; Ascomycota; Sordariomycetes; Cephalothecales; Cephalothecaceae
Product: PLC-like phosphodiesterase
Exons: 4
Coding region: 148-2418 (756 amino acids)
Biological process (GO): lipid metabolic process; release of sequestered calcium ion into cytosol; phosphatidylinositol-mediated signaling
Molecular function (GO): phosphatidylinositol-4,5-bisphosphate phospholipase C activity
Source: RefSeq, a predicted model, not a curated record